UCUCCCUUGUAGCAGCGCACACAAGAGUCCAUGGGCGGACUCUAAAAGAAAGGCGCCACUCCAUGUGGAUUCUCAUGUGCCGGGCGCCACCGCGAUCGCCUCGAUCGCCUCGAUCGUGAUUCCAGGCAAGCUCGCGCAUCAAAAUCCCGGCCGCAUUGCACAGCGAUCGAUCGAAGGGAUCCACCCAAGGCUCGAAAUAUCUGGUUCCUUGGCGAAAUCCUCUCCGGUUCCAUGGCGCAUCACGACAUCUACAACGAUUUCACCGCGGCGGCGGUGGCGCUGCUGGCAGAGAAGAAUCGAUCGCUGCGGGCGAGCUCGGAUUCCCCCCGGCGCUCGGUGACCUGGGAUCUCGAAGAGGGCAAAAUCAAUGGCGGCUCGCCGCCGGACGCCCACCACCAGCGAUCGCUAUGCCGCCUGCUGUCCAAUCCGCGCGACGAGCUCCAGCGCUUCCGGCUAAGCCUCCUAUGGAUUGGGCUGGAUCAAUCGACGCCGGUGAGGAUCGCCUUCUCCUGGAUCAUCUUUCUCCUCUUUGCAAUCGUGCUGCCGGUCAUCAAUAGCGUGGCCACCUCGUGCUCCAGAUGCUACCACCGCCAGCUCCCAUUCGAGAGGCUCGUCUACGUCUCGGAGUCGGCAUUGGCAAUCGUAUCCUUUGCUUGCCUCUCUUUCCUCCUCAGGCGGCACGGCCUUCGCAAAGUUUUGAUGCUCGAGAAGCUGGAUCGAGAGUCCCAGGAGGUACAACAGAACUACCGAGCCAAAGUUAACUUUGCCUUCCGGCUGCUGGCCAUGAUCAUCCUCCCAUCAAUGGUGGUGAAGCUCGUCCGGGAGAUAUGGUGGUUCUCGCGCGCCACAGUCGCGCUCCCUGGGAUCCCACACGGCCCCGCCCUCCGCUCGGUUAUGUGCACCUUGGUCAUGCUCUCCUGGCUCUACAAGGCCGGAGUCUUCCUGCUCAUGUGCGUGCUCUUCCGGCUCAUGUGUUCCCUGCAAAUCUUGCGCCUCCAAGGCUACAGCACGCUCCUGGCCAAGAGCCUCGACGUUCCAGAGCUGUUGCUGGAGCACGUAAGGAUCCGGAAGCAGCUCUUCAAGAUCAGCCACAGGUGCCGGAUCUUCAUCCUUGCCAGUAUGUUCAUCAUCACCAGCAGCCAGUUCAUAUCGCUGUUCUUCAUCCUGUCAUACAAGGAGAGCGUCCACUUCUUCAUCGCAGGCAGCCUGGCAGUUUCCUCUGCGGUUCAGCUCUCCGGGAUCCUGACUUGCAUGAAUGGGGCCUCCAAGAUCACGCACAGAGCCCAGAAACUCAUCUCCCUCGUCAGCGAGUGGCAUGCGGUGUGGACGUGCAGCGCCAUGACAAGCGACUUUAACAAGCCAGCCUUCAAAACCGCGACUCCACCAUGUUACCCGUUGCUGAGACAACAGUCCGAUAUCAAGGCCUGCGACUUGUUCUCUGCGAAGAGCCAGGAUUCGCAUUACGACAACGAGUGUUACUUUAGGCAACAGCAGUCAUUUCUGAGAUACUUGCAACAUAACUCCCCGGGGAUUUCAGUCUACGGCUUCGUGCUGGACCGAGGAUCCCUGUACACACUCUUCGCACUUGAGCUCUCGCUGGUGCUCUGGAUUUUGGGGAAGACGGUGACUGGCGUACACUGAAAACUCGUCGCAAGAACAGCCCACGGAUAUAGAUGAUGUAAAGGCCGAUCUAUCUUCGAUAGCAAAUACACCAAGGAUUGUGUUGGUGGACGGAGGUAACUUCCAGUUUUAUAAAGCGAUCAAAAUUUGG
Molecule: messenger RNA, 1771 nt
Organism: Selaginella moellendorffii
Lineage: Eukaryota; Viridiplantae; Streptophyta; Lycopodiopsida; Selaginellales; Selaginellaceae
Exons: 4
Coding region: 232-1641 (469 amino acids)
Source: RefSeq, a predicted model, not a curated record